CGGUGCUCGGCCACGCGGCAGCCCUGCUUCCAGAAGGGAAUUAACGCGGGAAUGCCGGAAGAUACAGUUUCACAACCGCAGGCUGUACAUAGCCAACUGGAGAAGCCAUCAACUACUGCAAUUCUCUGCAAUAACUGUGGAAACCCAUGCAAAGGAGAAGUUUUGAGAGUUCAGAACAAAUAUUUCCAUAUUAAGUGCUUUGUUUGUAAAGCUUGUGGAUGUGACCUGGCUCAAGGAGGAUUUUUUGUGAGACAGGGAGACUACAUCUGUACUUUGGACUACCAGAGACUCUAUGGCACACGGUGCUUCAGUUGUGAUGAAUUCAUUGAGGGAGAAGUGGUCUCAGCACUGGGCAAAACCUAUCACCCAGACUGUUUUGUGUGUGCUGUCUGCAGGCUGCCUUUCCCCGCGGGCGACCGGGUAACUUUUAACGGGAAGGAGUGCAUCUGCCAGAAAUGUUCCCUGCCCCCUUCCAGCAGCACCGGCUCUUUCCCUGUACAGAACCUGCGAAAUUGUGGGGGCUGUGGUUCAGAAAUAAAAAAUGGGCAGUCAUUGGUUGCCUUGGACAAACACUGGCAUUUGGGCUGUUUUAAGUGCAAUACAUGCGGCAAGCUACUGAAUGCAGAGUACAUCAGCAAAGAUGGUGUUCCAUACUGCGAAAUGGACUAUCAUGCAAAGUUUGGUAUCAGAUGUGACAAUUGUGAGAAGUAUAUCACAGGAAGAGUGCUCGAGGCAGGAGAAAAACAUUAUCACCCAACGUGCGCACGAUGUGUCAGGUGCAGUCAGAUGUUUGCAGAAGGAGAAGAAAUGUAUCUUCAAGGUACAUCCAUCUGGCAUCCAGUUUGUAGGCAGGCUGCAAAGGCUGAAGAAAAAAACAAGGAAACGAGGACUUCCUCUGAGAGUAUUAUUUCUGUACCUGCUUCAAGUACAUCAGGUUCCCCAAGCCGUGUGAUCUAUGCAAAGCUUGGAGAUGAAAUUCUUGACUACAGGGAUUUGGCUGCUCUUCCUAAAAAUAAAGCCAUCUAUAACAUUGACCGCCCAGAUAUGAUCUCCUAUUCUCCAUAUAUCAGUUACUCUUCAGAUGACAGGCAUAGUUACGGGGAGGGUGACCAAGAUGACAGAUCUUUCAAGCAGUACAGGACGUCAAGUCCUAGCUCUGCUGGCUCGCUGGGCUAUGGUCGCUACACUCCAACCUCCCAUUCUCCUCAGCAUUACAGCAGACCAGCUGGUACUCACAGUCUUGGUACCAGUAGCUGCAUCUCCCUGCCCCAACACCCAAGCCCUACAUCUACAUUCAGACAUCAUUACAUCCCUUUCUUCAAAGGCAGUGAAAGUGGUCGGAGCACUCCAAGCUUAUCCAUGUACUCAGACAGCAAAUCUUCACCUUCUGUCUAUCAGCAGGCUCCUAGGCAUUUCCAUAUUCCAGACACUGGCGUAAAAGAUAACAUCUAUAGGAAACCUCCUAUCUACAAACAGCAUGCAGCAAGAAGAUCAGAAGGGGAGGAUGGAAGCUUGGAUCAGGACAGUAAGAAGCUAAAGACCAGUUGGCUUAUUCUGAAAGGGGAUAUGGACACCAGAACUAAUUCUCCGGAUUCGGACACGCGAUCCCUGUCUCUUACUGCCGGAACCGACAGAGAAAACUUCCCGAGGGCGCAGGAGGGCACGACUGCCGGCUACUCCCGAUUUCCAUAUUCUAAAUCUGCUUCUCUACCUGGCUAUGGAAAGAAUGGUUUACAUCAGAGACCUGAAAAUAUGGGCCAAUAUGAAACGGACCAGGAGGCAAGCUGGGGGAUGAAAGAAUACAAGAUUUAUCCUUAUGAAACACUUAUUGUAACAAACCGAGUUCGUGUGAAAUUGCCUAAGGAUGUGGACAGGACCAGGCUGGAGAGGCAUUUGUCCCCUGAAGAGUUCCAGGAAGUCUUCAAAAUGAGCAUUGAGGAAUUUGAUCGUCUGGCACUUUGGAAGCGAAAUGACCUGAAGAAAAAGGCCCUGCUUUUCUAGCCCCUCCCGGAUAAAAUAUGUGCUUAAUCAAAACAAAAAUAGUCUUGCCAGAACUAUCACAUGCACUUGCUGUUGAACCAUUGUCCAGCUUCAUUGUGUUAGUAUGUGUCAGGGGAAACAGGACAGAUUAGAUGGCAAUGCGUUGGAAUACAGAGAAUUUGCUAAUCUUGCAUGACCAGCUGGUUUUGUCAGUAACUCCUGGUCCUACCCAGUUUACAACAUGCAAAAAAUCUAGCUUUAAAUUUAUUGUUGCUUGCAGUUAUUGCUUGAUGCAAACGGAAAUUCUGAAGGGAAGAGAAAAAAGUGUAGCUGUGACAAAGGAAAUGCAUCCAACAUUUUGUUCUAUUAAGUUUUACAACACAAUUUUUACAAAAUCAAGUAAGUAAUGAAGAUAAAAGUCUCCAAGGGGGGAUCACAUGCUAUUAAAAAUACGGUAAAAGCCAAAGAAAAGCAUGUUCACAAGCAAUUAUUGCAAUUGUUUAUGUGUGGUACUUUUUAAAAAUGAAAGCAAAAAUAUGGAAGCACCUUAAUUCUACUUCUUAUAUUUAGACACAGCCUACUCUCUAAAAGGACAUAUUUGUCUAGAAGGUAACUAGCUAUCUUUAAUUACAACACAAGAGUUUUUAUUUUAUUAAGAAUAUAUUGUGACAUAAAACAGUUAUAAUGACUAAAAUGUAUACAGACCUACUUAAAAAUUUAGUCCCAUUCAUCAGGAAAACUGAAGCCUUAUACAAAACUGGUUUAAGAGUGUAUUGUGCCAGUUAACCGUGUUUUCCUACUAGUUUGGGGUGUUUGGAGAACUUUUUUUUUACAUUUCAUGCUGAAAAAAAUACCAUGUAAUCUUAAUUAUAUGUAGAUAGAUAUAUCUAUCUAUAAAAGAAUUAUUUUCAUUAAUAUGUGUCCUAAGUAAAGACAUUCUUACUUUUUCCACUUUCUGGCUUUACAUGAUAAGCCAUGAGAAUGGUGAUGGCAAUUGGUAGGUGUGGAAAUGGAACAGUUCAGCAUAAAAUGUAACAAAAAAAGCUUGGUGUGCUCUAUCAAUAAUACAUCCAAUUAUAAUCAAAUAUAUAAAACCCUCAUGCAUUACUAUUUGCAUGUUUCUGUACAAAUCAAUUAAAAAAAACCAAACCUAUGUGAUACUGGUGCAGUACCUUGAAACUAUCUUAAAUAACAAGCAAAGCUAACAAAAUCUAAGUGUUUGAUAUGAGCGUUAGACCUUAAUAUCUCUUCCAGCUGAAAGACUGUAUUAAAUUUAAUAAUUUCAUAUGGUCAGAAGUAUGGUUGCUGACAAAGAAUGUUCUAAAGUGAGUUGCUAGUUUUGUGUGAUACAAAAGAGCGUUACAAAAAGUACAUUUUUCAGCCAUGUGUCAGUAUUCUCCAUUUUUACUGCCUUGAAUGUUUGUAUUCACUUCCUACUUCACUAUGUAUUUUUGCAUUUCCUUAAAGUAACUGGUUAAUAUAUGCACUACAACACACUAUUUCAACUGACCCAGCAUUGGAAAAAUCAUAGCAUUGAACAUGCCUUCUUCCAACUAACUUUCAGAAUCCAUGCUGUUGGAAAUAAAUAUUUUCUCAUGACCUAAAUGUUUUGUCUGAUGAUACAGAUGUUUAAAAAAUUCAUUAAAACGAAAACAAAACUGAA
This is a messenger RNA of Haliaeetus leucocephalus (bald eagle), 3643 nucleotides long. It is a transcript of the gene ABLIM2, whose product is annotated as actin binding LIM protein family, member 2. Gene Ontology annotation, biological process: cytoskeleton organization; lamellipodium assembly. The record is from RefSeq and is a predicted model, not a curated record. NCBI's taxonomy places the organism in Eukaryota, Metazoa, Chordata, Aves, Accipitriformes, Accipitridae. Gene Ontology annotation, molecular function: actin filament binding. Bases 52 to 2001 code for a protein of 649 amino acids. The transcript has 22 exons. Gene Ontology annotation, cellular component: actin cytoskeleton.